Messenger RNA from Colletotrichum godetiae, 1131 nucleotides. RefSeq names its product chondroitin AC/alginate lyase. The annotation marks the transcript as partial. Gene Ontology annotation, molecular function: lyase activity. The record is from RefSeq and is a predicted model, not a curated record. Gene Ontology annotation, cellular component: periplasmic space. The transcript has 2 exons. NCBI's taxonomy places the organism in Eukaryota, Fungi, Ascomycota, Sordariomycetes, Glomerellales, Glomerellaceae.
UCCCGAUCAACCUUCAAGCACCCCGGCCUCCUUCAUACCAGCAAAGAUUUCGGCCGCAUCACAGGCCUCGUCGACGCCCAGAAGGAGCCAUGGACAACCGGCUGGAGCAAACUCAAGACCCGCGCCAACGCAGCCUACACUCCCAAUCCCAAGGAGACCGUCUGCCGCGGCGGUGCAGGUCGCGAAUGUAACCCCGAAAACUACCCAUCUCUCUACCGCGAUGCUCACGCCGCCUACACCAACGCUAUUGCCUGGAAGAUCACAGGCGACGAGGCCCAUGCCAACGCGUCUGCUCGGAUCCUUGACGCCUGGAGCGACUCGCUCGUCUACAUCAAUGGGUCUUCGGAUAAGUACCUUGCGUCGGGCAUCUACGGCUUCCAGCUCGCCAACGCAGCAGAGAUUCUGCGGGAGUGGAAGGCUUGGGACGGCUUGUCUGCGAUGGCCGAGAUGCUGCAGAGAGUCUUCUACCCGAUGAACCGCAGAUUUCUGAUCGAGCACAAUGGCGCCGUCAUCGACCACUACUGGGCCAACUGGGACUUGGCCAAUAUGUGCACUAUGCAGGCUAUCGGAAUUUUGACGGAUAACAAGACCAUGUACAACGAAGCCGUCGACUACUUCAAGAACGGUGCGGGUAACGGCGCCAUCGAGAUAGCCAUUUGGGAGUUGCAUGAAGAGGAAGGUUCAGGCAAGGCUCUUGGUCAGGGCCAGGAGGCCGGUCGUGACCAGGGGCAUGCUCUGCUGGACUUUGCUUUCUUGGGCGUCUUUGCGCAACAGUCUUACAACCAGGGCGAUGACUUGUUUUCGUAUCUCGACAGCAGGAUUUUGGCAGGAUCGGAGUACGCCGCAAAGUACAACCUCGGAUUUGACGUCCCCUUUACCAACUUUACCAACAGCCACGGCACGGCUGUGAAUAUUAGUGAAGCUGGACGUGGCGGACUCCGGCCUAUCUGGGAGCUGCUCUACAACCACUACGGUGUCAUCAAAGGGCUCAAUGCUUCUUGGACCGAGCAAAUGCGCGACCACGUGGUCGAGGAAGCUGGGGGUGCUGAGGGAGGAGGUGGUGACUACGGCACGACCAGUGGCGGAUACGACCAAUUGGGGUUCGGUACACUCCUUUACAGAUUGGAGUAG